AUGCUUCAAGAUACAGGCCUUAGGCUGUUAGCUUUUAAUAAGCGGGAAACGCCACAGCUUCAGGAUUCUGGCACGUUCCCGGGAGAGCGCGCCCCGGGCAACCCGCUGCUCUGCGCGCUCCUGGGACGCCAGGGGCCCGCCGCGCAGAACCGGGGCGCCGAGCCGCAGCCGCCACCCCACGGGGAGCUGCAGUACCUGGGGCAGGUGGAGCACAUUCUGCGCUGCGGGUUCCGGAAGGAGGACCGCACCGGCACCGGCACGCUGUCGGUGUUCGGCAUGCAAGCGCGCUACAGCCUGAGAGAUGAAUUUCCUCUACUGACAACCAAGCGUGUAUUCUGGAAGGGUGUUUUGGAGGAGUUGCUGUGGUUUAUCAAGGGAUCUACAAACGCUAAGGAACUGUCAUCCAAGGGAGUGAAAAUCUGGGAUGCCAAUGGAUCCCGAGACUUCUUGGACAGCCUAGGAUUCUCCAACAGAGAGGAAGGGGAUUUAGGUCCCGUUUAUGGCUUUCAGUGGAGGCAUUUUGGAGCAGAAUACAAAGAUAAGGACUCAGAUUACUCAGGUCAAGGAGUAGACCAACUGCAAAAGGUGAUCGACACAAUCAAAACCAACCCCAGUGACAGAAGAAUCAUCCUGUGUGGUUGGAAUCCAAAAGAUCUUCCUCUGAUGGCCCUACCUCCGUGCCAUGCCCUUUGCCAGUUUUAUGUGGUGAACGGGGAGCUGUCCUGCCAGCUGUACCAGAGGUCAGGAGACAUGGGCCUGGGUGUGCCCUUCAACAUCGCCAGCUAUGCCCUGCUCACCUACAUGAUUGCACACAUCACAGGCCUGAAGCCAGGUGACUUCAUACAUACUUUGGGAGAUGCACACAUUUACCUGAAUCACAUUGAGCCACUGAAAAUACAGCUCCAGCGAGAACCAAGGCCUUUCCCAAAGCUCAGAAUCCUUCGAAAAGUUGAGACAAUUGAUGACUUCAAGGCUGAAGACUUUCAGAUUGAGGGGUACAAUCCUCACCCGACUAUUAAAAUGGAAAUGGCUGUUUAAAGUGCUUAUAAGGGAGGUAUUAGGAAGAUACUCAUUCUUUAGGGAUUAGACUGAAUGCCCGGAUGAAAGGUCUUUUACCCUAAAGGAAGAAGGAACUAGGUCAGAAGUCUGUUGGUGACCAGCAGUUACACUUUGUUAGCUUUUAAGGAUGGUAUCACUGGCAAACAGUUCUCUUAGUAACAAAAGACCUUGAGUCUAAUUUCAAGAAUUACAUGAAUGCUAUUCCCCCAAAUUUGAGCAAGCAGAAUAACACCAGCAUUCACGAUAAUGUACAGUUGUAGUUAUGAACAUUCAGAGUUACUUGCCUUAUAUAUUAUUAUAAUAAAGGAUGUUGUACAUUCA
Suricata suricatta (meerkat) is the source of this 1380-nucleotide messenger RNA. RefSeq names its product thymidylate synthetase (gene TYMS). Gene Ontology annotation, cellular component: cytosol; mitochondrion. Bases 1 to 1038 code for a protein of 345 amino acids. Gene Ontology annotation, biological process: dTMP biosynthetic process. The record is from RefSeq and is a predicted model, not a curated record. Lineage: Eukaryota; Metazoa; Chordata; Mammalia; Carnivora; Herpestidae. Gene Ontology annotation, molecular function: thymidylate synthase activity. The transcript has 8 exons.